This is a messenger RNA of Equus caballus (horse), 3739 nucleotides long. RefSeq names its product N-terminal EF-hand calcium binding protein 1 (gene NECAB1). The record is from RefSeq and is a predicted model, not a curated record. Gene Ontology annotation, cellular component: cytoplasm. Lineage: Eukaryota; Metazoa; Chordata; Mammalia; Perissodactyla; Equidae. Gene Ontology annotation, biological process: regulation of amyloid precursor protein biosynthetic process. Gene Ontology annotation, molecular function: calcium ion binding.
GUCUGGGCUACCUCCUCCCUCGCGGCACGUGAAGCUGUUGUGAGGUGGGCAGAGGCCCCAGGGGUAUAUCUGGCCAAGGCCAACGGCAAUGCUGGGGUCAGAGUCUGCUCCCCGGCAAGGGGGCCGGCGCACUGCUAAACGCAGGGGUGAGCCAGCUCCAGGAGCCGUGAGCCAGGGGAAGGGGGAGGCGCGAGUUCCAGCGCGUGGCAGCGCGGAGGCCGGAGACCAGGAGGGGAGAGCGAGCCGCAGAGAGACGCAAGCGAGGCGCGCGGGGGAGCGCACACCCGCUCCGGAGCCCGAGCCUGGUGGCGGCGGGCGGCGAGGCAGCAGUGCGGCCACGCCCUUGCCCGAGCCUUGCGUCCUCCCAGUCCCGCUCCUACCUCCGGCGUCAGGUCUCCCGAGGAUGGAGGAUUCCCGGGAGACGUCGCCGUCCUCCAACAACUCCUCGGAAGAGCUCUGCUCUGCCCUGCAGCUGUCCAAAGGCAUGUCUAUCUUCCUCGACAUACUGAGGAGAGCAGACAAAAAUGAUGACGGAAAAUUAUCCUUUGAAGAAUUCAAAGCAUAUUUUGCAGAUGGUGUUCUGAGCAGGGAAGAAUUACAUGAGCUCUUCCAUACCAUCGAUACGCAUAAUACCAACAAUCUUGACACAGAAGAACUCUGUGAAUAUUUUUCUCAGCACUUGGGUGAGUAUGAGAAUGUGCUCGCGGCACUUGAAGACCUAAAUCUUUCCAUCCUGAAGGCAAUGGGCAAAACAAAAAAAGACUACCAAGAGGCCUCCAAUUUGGAACAAUUUGUAACUCGAUUUUUAUUGAAGGAGACUUUGAAUCAGCUACAAUCUCUCCAGAAUUCUCUGGAAUGUGCUAUGGAAACUACUGAGGAGCAAACCCGUCAAGAAAGGCAAGGGCUAGCCAAGCCAGAAGUCCUGUCGAUUCAGUGGCCUGGAAAACGGUCAAGUCGCCGAGUCCAGAGACACAACAGCUUCUCCCCUAACAGCCCUCAGUUUACUGUCAGCGCUCCAGGCUUAUUAGAAGAAGAUAAUCAGUGGAUGACCCAGAUAAACAGACUCCAGAAACUAAUUGAUCGACUGGAAAAGAAGGAUCUCAAACUUGAACCUCUGGAAGAAGAAGUUGUUGAAGGAAAUACUAAAUCUCACAUCAUGCUUGUGCAGCGUCAGAUGUCUGUGAUAGAAGAGGACUUGGAAGAAUUCCAGCUUUCUCUGAAACACUAUGUAGAGAGUGCUUCCUCCCAAAGUGGAUGCUUGCGUAUUUCUAUACAGAAGCUUACAAAUGAAUCUCGCUACAUGAUUUAUGAGUUCUGGGAGAACAGUAGUGUGUGGAAUAGCCACCUUCAGACGAGUUAUAGCAAGACAUUUCAAAGAAGUAACGUGGAUUUCUUGGAAACUCCAGAACUCACAUCCACUAUGCUAGUUCCUGCUUCAUGGUGGAUCCUGAACAACAACUAGAUGUUCCUAGACAUUUUUCUUGGGUUCCAAGUGCAAAACAAGUAUUAUCUAAAAUGUGAAUUAAAAAGUUCUCUAUAGUUAUUCAUCUGCUCUAUGCUUUUAAUAUAUUUACUCUAAGAUGUGUAUUCUUCUAAAAUGUCUUCUGUAACUUUACCUUUCAUGUGAAUUUUAGCUCAAUUUUCAAAGUUCACUAUUAUUCUCAAUAUUUGCUGUUUUGCUACAUUAUAACCUAAAACCCUUUAGUCACAAAAUCCUAAUAUGUGAAAACAGUGUACACGUAAAGAAGCAAAAUUGUGAAAAAGAAAUUGUUAUGAUAAGGAAAAAUUUAACGUGGGAACUUUUAGAUUAUUCAUAGGACAGCUUUUGUAGAUGUGUCAUAAACUAUAAAGGUUAAAGCAAUGUUUUUCUGAUUUUUACCUAACUGAUUUUCUGUGAGUUUAUUCUUCAAUAAUGCCUACUCCAUUUCCAACUUGUGAUCCUAUGACUAUUUACUUUACAUUACUUAAAAAGUUAAUACAUGAUCCAAUAUGACUGGUGUCCUUAUAUGCAGAGAGAGAAACAGCAGGGAUACACAUACACGAAGAAAAAGCCACGUGAGGACACAGUAAGAAAGUGGCCAAGUGUAAGCCAAGGAGAGAGGUCUCAGGAAAAAUCAACCCUGAUAGCACCUUGACCUUGGACUUCUAGUCUCUAGAGCUGUGAGAAAAUAAAUUCCUAUUGUUUAAGCUAAAAAACAAUACAUGAACCUAAAACAACCUUGGAUGUAACCUAUAGAAUCUCUAUCCAUCUGUCAGGUUAUAAACUGGUUUUUCACAGUGAACAAUUCUGUGAUAGAUAGGGUACGAUUUAGUAAGGUAGCACCAUUAUAUCAUUUAUUAGCAUUAUAAUUCCCUGUAUGUAAGUUAAACAAAUCAGGGAGAGAGAGAGUUUUACUUUGAGAAAAUUUGGUUCAAAUUUUAUGGCAUAUCAUCCAGAGAGGAUAGAGGUGAUCCAGAGGGUUAACUUUUCUUAUGAAAAAGAUACUUGCAUUUAAAUAACAAUUUCAAAAUACUUUGAAAACAAAAUUUUAACCUGAGUGAACAAAGAAUAAAUAUAUAACAAGCAUAAAACUUUAGGGAAGUAAUAAAAUAGUAGGGAAGUACUGGACAGAAAACAUCCAUCUUCCAGUUUCACCACUAGAAUGACUACAAUCCUAGUUUCGCCAGAACAACUAAAACUAUGUACCUUAUAUACUCUGCUGUACACGCUCAUAAAUCUUUUUAAUAAAAUCUACUCUGAUGAUAAACACUGUUAAUGAAAAUACAAUGCAUAUACAAUUUGUUACCAUAUUAUUCUCUAGUCCAAAUUUCUUUGAAACCACAUGUUUUCCAGGAAAAAUGUGAAGUAAAUUUCUCCUGUCUUUUUACUGUUUGAAAACUCAGAAGAAAGGAAAGCUUGAACUAAAAUUUUAUUUUUUAAAUAUAAAAUCUGACCUAAAAUAUUUUCUAGAACUAAUUUAUGGAAUAUUAACUUUUAUCAAUACUUUCAUAUAAGCUCCAGCCCCAUUCAAACUAAAUAAAAUUAUUUUUUUCAUAGCUUCUACUAGACAUAGAUAGUAAAUUUUGACACAUAUAUACACACACACAUCUGUGUCUCUGGUGAUUUCUAAAGAUGACAAACACUAUGAAACAACACCUGGCUCAACUCUUUUAAUUUGUAUAUAAAGCAAAGAACAACAUUAAUGGAGAUAUACAAUGAUUAUUCAAACAAGCUAUACAUAUGUACAAAGGCAAAUAGAUAAUAAAAUAGUCUUUGUAGUCUCAUUCUGAUUAUAUACUGUAAGAAAGGAUCAAAAGACUUUGAAACCUAGGGGACUUUUGACAUACAAACUCUUCUUGAAAAUGGUUAUAAAUAAUUUUGAAAGUAAAAAUUAUAGCCAAUCAAAACUAUUCUGGCCAGUCCAUUUCAAGCAUCAGAUUCAGAAAUUACAUCAAGUCUUUCAGGUACUGGGCAAUUUCCAAAGCAGCAUGGGGGUAUGACUUUGAAAGGUUCUGCCCUCAGUAAGAGUGCUAAGUGGAAGGGCUCUUUAGGUUCCCAAUUGGAAUAGGUUCUAUCAUUUUUUUUAACCAGAAUCAAAAGACCUUGAGGAUAGGAAUUAUAUGGCAAUUCUGACCCCAGGUUUAAAACGUUUUUUUUUUAUUGAGAUGACCCUAGAUCUAAAAUUAUACAUAUAUUUUUGUGUAUGUGUGUGGGAAUGUGUAUACUCACAAACAUACAUAGACUGCAACUUAUAAUGUA